AUGAUCGACUGUCACGAAUUUACUGUCAAUCCGAACAUGGCAGGCAGGGCUUUCUGCGUCAAGAUACAUUUGGAUAUACACGCGGUGACAUGUCCCGGCGUCUGGCUGUGUCCAAACGGCAAGGUGGCCCUGCGGAUCGACAUUCUGAACUCCUGCGCGGAAUCCCGCCGAAUAAGCCCGAUAUUCCCGCUGCUGUUCCACGACAGAUUCGCCUUCAGCAAGGUAUUCACACGGAUAAUCUCCUUGGCGGAGCUACAGCGCACUUUGGAGCAGGAGUUUCUCUACGUGGAACUGAUACAAUGGGUCACCGCGAACGGUCGCGGCGUCACCCUGGCCACGUUCGAGACGAACUUGGCGGACUUGCUGUACCCAGCGCCGUGUUUCAAAGGUUUAUUGGCCGGUGUGGAUGUAGACCUACUGAUGGAACCGACCAAGUGCUUUCCGGGUAUCAUAGCGCCCAAAAUCGAGGUGUCCACGAAAACGGUGGUCGAGGAAGUGCCGAGCCCCUGCGACACAAGUAUGAGCAAAUGUUAUGUCGUCAAUCCAAAAAUGAUUAACUCUAAGCAAACUGCCACGUGCGGCCAGAGAAAGAGGCCGGUUAAAGGUAUCAUAAGGCAACGAAGGGUAUGCCAUACCAAGCCGAGAUCUCAGAGCAGCCGACCAUAUCGCCAGAGAUCGAGUAGCGUGGGUGAUCCUCAUCAAUAUCAGUGUAUCACGAGUCAUCGGACAGGACCGCGUCAGGAUCACCAAUGUUAUCGCAGGAAAGAUUCCGCAUGUACGCCUCGAUCGUGUCCGCAGAAGCCAGUCACGUGUGAUAAUAGCCAUAUUACGGACAAUUGUCCGGUUUGUUUGAAGUAUAAUUGUUACUUUUCUAAAUGCCACGAUUCGGCAGCAGCUGGAGGAUCUUACGCCGAUCCUAAACGAAAAUACAGCGAUACCGCGCAUCAUCACAAAAGUCGGCCCGAUAACAGUGUGUGUUGCUGUGUUUGCGGGCCGAGCAACGCAUCCGACACGCGAGAGGAACCAACGAUGUCGCUGUUGCACAAAAUAAAAAAUCUCCAGAAAACCAGGGAGAAACUGUGCGCCGCGGAGGUGGACGACGUAACGGACUGCGACUCCUGUUGCGAGUUCACGCGAGAUCACGACUCGAGUCAGGGUUUCUACAAGAAUCUCGAGAAAUUCUACAAAAGGAUGUACAAACAAGCGAAGAUACGCGCGCAGGAGGUCGAAGGUUGAUGUGAUAUCUGUGUUCUUGCGCUUUGGAUCUUCAUGUGGACCCUUGUAUUUGGAAACAGGUUCGAUCGACGAAAGUUUUGUUCGAACACAGUGUUUAAAGGACCCCGUGUGGCACGAGCAGUUGUGAUUGGUGAUUCGUCAGUGUCGAGCAAUCAAUUCCGAGCCGAGUACCGGUUGUCGCACGAAAUAAAUGUGGAUGAAUCGAUUACAUAUACAAA
Molecule: messenger RNA, 1454 nt
Organism: Dinoponera quadriceps
Lineage: Eukaryota; Metazoa; Arthropoda; Insecta; Hymenoptera; Formicidae
Exons: 7
Coding region: 1-1236 (411 amino acids)
Biological process (GO): spermatogenesis
Molecular function (GO): myosin light chain binding
Source: RefSeq, a predicted model, not a curated record